Molecule: messenger RNA, 1743 nt
Organism: Anisakis simplex (herring worm)
Lineage: Eukaryota; Metazoa; Nematoda; Chromadorea; Rhabditida; Anisakidae
Source: the annotation of a GenBank genome assembly
AUGAUGCACUACGGCAGCGCUGGUAAUAUAAACGACCGUUGGUUCAGUCAUGAGCCGCCACACCAUCAUCAGGCAAUCCGAGAUCGUACCGCGAGUCCUGCGUAUUCCUCACUGGAUAGACAUCGAGAUGACUACAAUCGUUAUGAGACGGCAAGACAUAGCCAUACGAAGAAUAUUCAACGAACACGACACGAUGAAGAAAGUGAUCGCAGUCGCUUCUCGGGUUACGGGGAUAGACCGGGAUCAGGCGUCGAAUUUGCACCGUCCAAAUGGCAUGGUGGGGAGAUCAUCACGGAUCGUCGGCAACUACCGAAGUCAUUGAAACCACGACGCAUCUAUUAUUCACCGAUUGGCGAUGGCGUUGUGGCCGCAGAUGGUUUGGAGAUGAAGCGACAACCCAAAGAUAUGUCACCACGAAUAUCAGUGACACAAACACGUGUCGUCGAGAGGGGUGCUGAUCCGGGCAGAGAUGGCUACAAUCUUUAUGAGAAACACCUUACGCAUAGUGGUGCUGCUAACGAAUACGAUAGUGAAUAUGGUGGUGCUGGUGGCGGCGGUACGAGUGGUCGAAAUUCACGCAGUACUGGAGCGUUUUCACCGAGUGGAGAUAGUUAUGUUGGGAUGGGCGGUGGUGCUGGUACGCUGCAGUAUUCACCGGGUUCGGUAGGUGCUGCUAGUGGUGGCGCUGGUGCUCUAGCAGGAGCUGCACCUGGACAUGGAUCUGAAUCUGGGCUUGGGUCUGGGCAGCUACCUGGGCCUCCCAGAGGAGAGUAUCAUCGGUCAGGCGCAGUCACCCCAAAGCAUGUGCAGCAUGCUCCGCCAUCCAAUUAUCAUCAUGCACAACGGGAACGAGACUACGGAAACGAACCACUUGGAGACAUCUAUCCGCUGAGUGGCUCUGCGUCAUGUGCGCCCAGAUAUAUGCCAGCUGGUGGUGGCAUUACUGGUAGUGGUGUUGGACGAUUUUAUAGUAGUAAUACACCAACUCCAACAAAUAGUCCAUUAGCUGCAGUGUACGGCAGUAGCGCGCCUGCAUCAAACUACACAACGUUGGCAUCUCGUGCAGCUGCCGGAACUGCGGAUCAUCCAUCGGCCACCUUUCAUUCAGCACAUCAUUCCGAGAGUUGCUACACAUCGGAUUACAAAGCAACUAGAUCGCGAAGUCAUGAUCCUGCAACGGAUGGUUUUGAUGGCUUAAGUGCUGCUGGUGGAUAUGCUGGUAGUGGUGGUGGUGGUGCUGGAGGACCUCAUUAUUAUGGUGGAGCGGGCAUGGAUGGACGAUCGAGUGCCGCAUCAGGUUAUUCGUACUCACUGAGGACGGACUCACCGCGACGAUACGAUACGCUCAGCACAGAUUAUCUGAUAACAAAUCCUCGUGAGCUGAUCCAUCAAUACGCGACAACUACGCCGGUGGCUGUGCUCGAUGUGAAUAAUGCGAACGACAGCUUAUCUCGAGGAGAUGCUCGAGCAGCCGCAUAUACAAACUCAAUGGCAGCGACAACGACUGAAGAGAGAUACGCACCGUAUCCGCCCUACAGAGAUUUGACGAUAUCGCAACGUGAGGCGAAUCGUCACAUGGAGCCGCUGAAUCCAAAAGGAUCAAAUUACGAGCAGAAAAUUUACGAGCUCCGUAAUCGAACCACAACGAAAGGAGGAACGAAUAUGGGUGACGAAAUCGACUAUUUAACUGAAAGAAUGAUGUACGGAUUGCAGACUGGUCAUCCCACACCGCCACAAUUAUAA